Molecule: messenger RNA, 4259 nt
Organism: Oldenlandia corymbosa var. corymbosa
Lineage: Eukaryota; Viridiplantae; Streptophyta; Magnoliopsida; Gentianales; Rubiaceae
Source: the annotation of a GenBank genome assembly
UUCCGAUUGCACAAUAUGGGUAAAAAUAUUUGAACCCCUUUCCGCCACCACCUCCUUUCCUAUCCCGGCGAUCCUCUCCAUCUAUUAUUUCUUCUUUGGCUCCUUUCCUAGCCGUAGUUCCGUUCCUUCUCCCGGCUCUCUCGCCUGGUAGCGCCGUAAUCCUGUCAAUCACGAAAGUUGGUGAGUUCUACCUGAACUUCAAUUCAAUUAAUUGCCUGUUAUAAAAUGCGGUUUAAUCGUAAAAUGAACUGGACGUGGUUUCUUUUUGAAUUUGUUGAUUGACUGGAAACGUAUAUGCUUUACUUCCAUAUUUAGUAGUUAAUUAAAGUUCACUGGAAGUAUAAACCAUAAAUUUAUUAACUGCAAUAUGUUGCAUUUCUUCGCUUAAAUUUAUAAACUUUACUCAAUGAAGUGCCAGUUCCACUCGUUAAUUUUGAAUUUAAACCUGGGUUGUUCUGAGUUUCCGUGUUUAUAUUAAUUAAUUCAUUUACUGAGCCAGCCUAAGCAGGUUAUGCAUGGAUGAUCAGCUCUCUGUAUAUAGAUAAUCUUCAAUGUAUGUCAAAUUAUCAAUAGUUUAAGUUGCUUCUCAGAAAGGAGCUCGCUCAUUCGCCAUUAACAGAAUUACAGAAAGGUCGCAUUGUGAAGAUUAUAGGUAACUUAAAAUCAUUAAUUUAUAUAGGUAGUUGAUCCAAGUUCUGUUGUCCUUUUAUGUCGAUAUGAAAUUCGUGUUGUAUCUUGUUGUGUUUCAUUUGUUUGCCCUUGAUUUUUUUUUCUCCCAAGGUUUGUCUUCUGUUUCCUUUUUCAAAUUAAUUUGAUUCUUGUAUUGGCGAGUGUAAUUAAUGGCGUGGGGUUUCUUAUAUUUAUUGGGUUUUCAGUUUUUAAUCUUGUCAUUUGUAUUUAGCUUUCUGAUUUCACUGGUUUCCUUUUCAAAUAGAGAUUAAGCGUAACUAGUUUUUCUCAUACUUUUGUUUAAUACAAUAUGUUCGUGUAGAUGUAUGUUUGUGUGUGUAUAUAAUGAUUAAUGCAAGGGACAACCUUUACAUUUAAUCACAAAGUAAAUUGGAAAUGGAAAUAAACCCCAGAGCAGUCUCUAAUAGUUUCUCGUACUCUUUUAACAUGUUUCAGGGGCUGUGACUUCUCUGUUUAUUCAGUAGUGUUUUACAGAAUGUUUAGCAAACAUGGGCAGUAUCAACCCCUACAGUAGUUCAGCUCCCUCUCACUAUUGACGGCGGAGGCAGCUCUGUCAUUCCAGGAAGGCAUAAAUUUACUUAUUUUUCAAUGGACAGCCCUUCAAAUGGCAGUUUUAUAUGAGUGAGCUGAACCAGAUUCUCGUCACGAAUACCAGGAACUCACCCUCCAUCUCUUUAGAGGAUUUACUCAGUCCAAAGGUUCUCCUGCUUUUCUUCGGGAAGAUUUGGGUUUCAAUGUAGACAUCGAUGAAGUGGAUGAUUUUCUUGAGGAGUUAAGUAAGGAAUUUGUGACUUAGAUUGCUGACUGAAGAUUAGAGGAGGUACACCUAUCUAUAAUUUUUUUUUUUAUUGGCUUCUUUAACUUUGAGUUUAAGCAGAGAUUGAAAUGGUGGUUUUUCUCCCUUAUGUUGUACAUCAUGAAAGCGCGAUCUUUAAAUUUUACGCGUCAUUCGAGAAUAAGUUGUCUUCAUAUAUCAUAUUCUAGCCUUCCUCUUGCCAUAAUUCUUUCUCACUGCAUUUGUCAUCUUAUGAGAUAUUGGUGAUGAACAUGAUGACUUGCUCCUGUUUUAGAACAGGAAACAGAAAGCUGUGCUCUAGUAAUCUUAAAACUUACUAGAAUUUUACAAGUGAAUCUUGAAAAAAUGGAAGAGAAGUGCUUAAAAUUCAUCGAAGUCUGAGUUCACAUUGUCUGAAGCCAAUUUAUUAAUCAUCCUUGUUCAUGGACCAUUUCAUGGUUCAAUAUGAAUAUAUACAAAUUGCAAAGAAAUCAUGCUUUUGUGGACAAUGCACUGGCUAACGUGGCAAUUUUGAUUGAUCAAAGAGAUUGGCGUUACGAGAUUUUUGUGGACACACUUCGACAAUCACAUUACCACAAAACAUAAGAACAUUAUUCAUACAUGUGAAGAGGUGUAUAUAGUCCAGAUCUGGACCUGAAUUAUGUUAAGAUCCCAAAUAUGGGAUGGGGAUGGUUGAGUGUUUAAAGCAUCUUUCAAUAUGGUUUGAAUAUUUUUCUUUCAUUUUGUUGCUCCUCUGUGUACAAAAAAUUGGUCUGACAGGAUGCUGGCUAAUAAUUAAGGCUUAUGUUAGCUACUCUGAAGGAGUAAUCAGGAAAGUAUUAAGAGAUUAGUAAGACAUUAUAAUACCCUAUCAAUUUCUGAAGUUCGUUUAUGGUUCCAUGGGAUGCAAAAAUAAUACAAUGCUUUAAUCGAACUUUAUGUCUGUUUUAAUUCAUUUGGCUGCUAUGCAUUUCAGUUCAAUUGCUACAUUCCAUUGGGUGCCUCUUGGUCUCCAGGUUUCAUAAGUUGGAACUAUGAAUGCGGCCAAUGCAAUUAGAUAGAUUACACUCCUUUUAGGUGCGCUUACAGGUUUCUUAGUGUUUUAGCAAUGGAAUAGAACAAAAAAAUGGUUUUGGGUUCGUUCCUUAAAUUUGAUUUCUUUAGCUAUUUUGGAUCACCUGUGUACUUGCGCACGGAUGUGUCUGUGUUUAUGUCCAGACUAGUAAUAUACAGCAUAGCCAAAUGGUGAACGUGCUUUACAGAACAUCUGACAUCUUGUGCAAUCAUUAGAGUAGCAGGAAUUCAAAAUGUUCGUGUUAGUUAUCUUUCACUAGGCAGCAAGGUCGUUCUUCCAUUUGUUGAACUUAAUAUUAGUGCUGUAUCGAAGUUUCUAUCUUAAUGUCAAUUGAUUAUGCUUCUCUGUUUCAAUUUCUCUUUGACAGCAAAACUGGAUAAAGGUUUUAUAUGUGAAAUAGAUCUGUUCAAAUAUAUGAAAUUUAGAUAUUUGCUUUUGGUAGUGGAUGAACAAAGGCUUUAUUAGUUUCCAUUUUUGCAACGGUCCCUUGGUCAGGUGAUGGUUACUGGAAAAUGUUUGUCUCCUGCUUUUUAUUAUUUUCUCUGGUUGGGUGGUGCUCUUGUAAUUCAGAGAAAGUUUUCACACACUCUUCACCUCCUUAAAAGGACAUCAGUUCUACUGGGAUUUAUUCUUCUCCUUUACGCAUUUAUCCAUGUUCGAAAUCCCUAUUUGUUGGCAUUUGGAGAAUGGGCCUUAUGAGUUCUUAAAAUAAAUAGGAGAGGAAGAUUGCAUUUCGAGUUCAAACUCGUAACUCAGUCUCCUCUGGCUGUUAACAACUUGAAUGUCAAUGUAUAACAAAUUGACAGGAAUUCUGCUUCUAAUAUAUGUAUGUGACAUUUGUUUUGGUAGCAUAUUAUUAAUCUUUAAGCCCCACUCAUAUGCUCCAACUAAUCAGAUUACUGAUAACCUAAUGGUUAUGCAUAAAGGAUGUUUGGAAGGAGAUCUUAGUUUAAUACAAGAGCUUGAAGCAGCAGAACCACCCAAUAAUGCUCUCAAGCAUAUUUCGAAGGUGAUUGUGGCUUGGUUAACAAAUCUCUGCAGAUGGUUGUAAGAGAUGUCUGUCGUAGAAGUUUAAAAUGUUACUUUCAUCUUACAUGCUUCCCUUUGGAUCCAAUUCACCUGAUCAAUCUACUCGUCAAUUUUGAUACAGGUUAUGAGUGAUUCUGAUGAUGACAGCAAUGAAGAAUAUGUUGAUCCCGAGAACUCGGUAAAUGGCGACGCAUCAAUGAUGGUUGUAGAUGUUCUACAAUCCCAUUCUACUACCGAUAAAGCUGAAUGAUGAUUGAUUUUUCCACAUCUCAAUCAACCAAAGCUGAAGAUGGCUGGACUGUCGUUGCAUCCAAUCGCAACAGAGGUAGAAGAAACUAGCUUACACAAUGUCAAGGGUUUGUGUUUUUCUUGGGAGUCUCUUACCUCGGGCCAAAAAUUUUGACUACCCCUGAGCUUAUAGUUGUUCAUCACACAAUGGUGAUGGAGAAACUAGUACAACAUAUUUGUGGAUAGUUUUGCCUUCAUUAAAUAAAACUAAAUUCUUACUAUGGAGAUUUUGUCAAAUUGGUUACUUCAAAAUUUGUUAUGAUGAGAUAAAACUGUUAAUAUGCCACCGAAGGUGUCUGCAAACUCUAAUUCCGCAAGAUGGUCUAUACGAGUAUUUUACCUAAGUUGGCCUUAGUGAAAAUACAGAAGAAGAAUUUACAUGUAGGUACAGGUAAAUGAUCA